UAGCGCCGAUUCCUUACUCCUUCCCUCGCUCUCUUGCCUGCCCGCGCCUUCCCUGUCUGCCUGCGUCACCGCGGCCGCCAUGGCUGAGAAUGGCGAGAGCAGCGGCCCCCCGCGCCCUUCCCGAGGCCCUGCAGCGGCCCAAGGCACUUCCUCUGCCCCAGCAGAGCCCAAAAUCAUCAAAGUUACUGUGAAGACCCCCAAAGAGAAAGAGGAAUUCGCGGUGCCCGAGAAUAGCUCAGUCCAGCAGUUUAAGGAAGCGAUUUCAAAACGCUUCAAAUCCCAAACCGAUCAGCUAGUGCUGAUUUUUGCCGGAAAAAUCUUAAAAGAUCAAGAUACCUUGAUCCAGCACGGCAUCCAUGAUGGACUGACUGUUCACCUUGUCAUCAAAAGCCAAAAUCGACCUCAGGGCCAGACCACACAAGCUAGUAAUGCCGCGGGAACGAAUACUACCACAGCAUCAACUCCCAGGAGUACCUCCACUCCUACUACCACCACAAAUAGCAACCAAUUUGGUGGGGGGAGCCUGGGAGGACUUUCAGGCCUUAGUAGCCUGGGUUUGAGCUCUACCAACUUCUCCGAGCUCCAAAACCAGAUGCAGCAGCAGCUUUUGUCCAGCCCUGAGAUGAUGAUACAAAUCAUGGAAAAUCCCUUUGUUCAGAGCAUGCUUUCGAAUCCUGAUUUGAUGAGGCAGCUCAUUAUGGCCAAUCCACAGAUGCAGCAAUUGAUUCAGAGAAACCCAGAAAUCAGUCAUCUGCUCAACAACCCUGAUAUAAUGAGACAGACCCUUGAAAUCGCAAGAAAUCCAGCCAUGAUGCAAGAGAUGAUGAGAAAUCAAGAUCUAGCUCUCAGUAAUCUCGAAAGCAUCCCUGGUGGCUACAAUGCUUUAAGGCGCAUGUAUACUGACAUUCAAGAGCCUAUGCUGAACGCUGCUCAAGAGCAGUUCGGGGGUAAUCCAUUUGCAUCGGUUGGGAGCAGUUCUUCCUCCGGGGAAGGUACCCAACCUUCACGCACAGAAAAUCGAGAUCCUCUACCCAAUCCAUGGGCGCCACCACCUACCACCCAGAGUUCAGCAGCCACUAGCACAACCACCAGCACUGGCAGUGGAUCUGGUAAUAGCUCUAGCAAUGCUACCGGCAACACUGUGGCAGCUGCCAAUUAUGUUGCCAGCAUCUUCAGUACCCCAGGAAUGCAGAGCUUGCUGCAACAGAUAACCGAAAACCCUCAGCUGAUCCAGAAUAUGCUGUCUGCACCCUACAUAAGAAGUAUGAUGCAGUCACUGAGCCAGAAUCCAGAUUUGGCUGCACAGAUGAUGUUGAAUAGCCCCAUGUUUACUGGGAAUCCUCAGCUGCAGGAACAGAUGCGUCCACAGCUCCCAACUUUCCUGCAGCAGAUGCAGAAUCCAGAUACACUAUCAGCUAUGUCAAACCCAAGAGCUAUGCAGGCUUUAAUGCAGAUCCAGCAGGGGCUACAGACACUAGCCACUGAAGCACCAGGUCUCAUUCCAAGCUUCACUCCAGGUGUGGGGGUGGGGAUGUUGGGAACUGCUAUAGGCCCUGUAGGCCCUGUUACACCCAUAGGUCCCAUAGGCCCAAUAGUCCCUUUUACCCCGAUAGGCCCCAUUGGGCCCAUAGGACCCACUGGCCCUGCAGGUACCCCUGCCUCUACUGGCUCUAGUGGUUCCACUGGGCCCACAGUUUCUAGCUCUGCACCCAGUGAAACCAUUAGUCCAACAUCAGAAUCUGGACCCAACCAGCAAUUCAUUCAGCAAAUGGUGCAGGCUCUGGCUGGAGCAAGUCCUCCACAGCUGCUGAAUCCAGAGGUUAGAUUUCAGCAGCAGCUGGAACAGCUCAACGCAAUGGGGUUCUUAAACCGUGAAGCAAACUUGCAGGCUCUAAUAGCAACAGGAGGUGACAUCAAUGCAGCCAUUGAGAGGCUGUUAGGCUCCCAACCAACCUAAUUACAUUUCUGUACCUUGGGGGAAAAGUAUCUUAUUUUUGAUAAUGGCUCUCAAAUCUUUAAACACACAUAAUUGUGCUUUAGCUUCAUUUUGAUUCUCUUAAAUCUGUCUAGUUAUAAAUCCCCUGUGAUAUAUUUUAAGGUAGGGUGGAAUCCAUUCUUCCUCCUCUCCCUUUUUUUUCCCUCUCCCUAUCUUACUCCUUUCUUCCCUUUUCUUUAUCUUUCCUCCCCUUUAUUUCUCUUCUCUCUCUGUUUUGAAUGGUGGGAAUCAAUGCUGAUUCACUCAAAGGUAUUGCAUGUACAAUUCUCUUUAUUCUGAAUUUAUUGUGAUUUUUGGAAAUUGGUAUAAACUUCCACAGUUGAGUGAAUAAGUUCUGUCUUACAGAUGUCCAACUUAUUUGCAUUUUAAACAUUAGCCUAUUAUAGUAAUUUAAUGUAGAAUGAAAAUAUUAAAAAAACAGAAGCAAAUUUGAAGCUCUAAUUUGUGGUACAAUAUUGCUUAUUGUGACUUUGGCAUGUAUUUUUGCUAGAAAAAUGCUGUAAGAUUUAUACCAUUCUUUGAUCUUUUUUGCUAUAUUUGUAUGCAGUACAGUAAGCACAACUGGAUCUGUAUAACUAGAAAAUUACAACAGGAUCUCUGAGCAGAAUUAUGUAACCAAAAUGAGAAAGAAUAUAAGAAAUAUCUUGGGAACUACAUGUUUCACAAUUUUGUAGAAUCUUACAGCAUCUUUGAUAAACUUAUCAGUGAAAAUGUUGGCUAGGUAAGUUCAGUUAAAAUAUAGUAGACUUGUUUAUCCUGGUAUCUCUAAGUACGCCUUUAAUUGUAUAAAAAUCUUAAAGUGUGACAUUGUGUCAACAAUUGCAGAUUGACUGUAUAUGACCUUAAUCUUUGUGCAACCUGAAGGAUCAGUGUAGUAAUGCCAGGAAAGUGCUUUUUACCUACAACGUUCUUCUCAGCUUCUCCUGUAAAAAGCCCCUAGUAUGUAUGCAUUUUCAUUUGUAAUUGGAAAUGUAACUUUCACUGAAAGUGUCAUGUGAUGUUUGCAUUACUUUUAACUGCUAUGUAUAAAGGAAAUUGUAUCUUUUGACUUCAUCAGUUAUUUCUCUUGUGCACAGGGAAAAUGCAUUAAAAUCACUAAAAAAAAUAAAAAGAUUUAAAAAGUCA
Erinaceus europaeus (western European hedgehog) is the source of this 3121-nucleotide messenger RNA. It is a transcript of the gene UBQLN2, whose product is annotated as ubiquilin 2. Gene Ontology annotation, biological process: regulation of macroautophagy; autophagosome assembly. Gene Ontology annotation, molecular function: polyubiquitin modification-dependent protein binding. NCBI's taxonomy places the organism in Eukaryota, Metazoa, Chordata, Mammalia, Eulipotyphla, Erinaceidae. The transcript has a single exon. Gene Ontology annotation, cellular component: cytosol. The coding region runs from base 80 to 1957 and encodes 625 amino acids. The record is from RefSeq and is a predicted model, not a curated record.